UGAUUUCCCAGGGAGGGCGGACUCGGGGCUUUCCCUGUCGCACCCUCCAUCGGGGGACCGUCCCCAAGUCCCCGAGAGUCCCUCGGGCAGGAUCCUUAGGGCUCAGAGCAAAAGAGGACCUGGCUUGCCUGGCGGAGGCGAGCAGCCGAGGGGUCGGUGGAGCUGCGCCCCAAAUGAGUUCCUGGCGCGCGGUUCUCCCCACCCGGACCCUUUGUCCGCCUCCUUCUCCCUCGUCCCGGCCCUAGGCUCAGGGUACCCAGGCGGCAGCGGCGGAGGUGGCAGAGGGCAGAGCCCAGAGGCGCAGCCCUGACAGCUGGGAGGGUCUCACGUGGAGCCGUCUCCGGGAUCCGCGCAGUGACGGCGGUGGUGGUGGGGGGGUAGGCUGCGGGCGCGCGGGAUGGGGGCUGGGGCGCAGCCCGAGAAGUGGGAGGGGAUCGGGUGAGGGGUGGUCUCUGAGGAGGAGCCAGGCUGGACCGUAUUGUUCCGCGCUCGGCCGGGGAGGGCGCGGGGCGUUCGGCUUCCCAUGUUCCUCUCCCCGCCCCCGCCCCGUGGGCGCGAGAGGAGGCUGGGGGCUCCUUGUGCACCCGAGACGCCGCUGCCUGGCUCGCCGGGUGGGGUGUGGGUCCUCCGAGCGGUGCCGGGAAGGAGGUGCUCUCUGCCCGCGCUCCCAGGACUGCUCUACCCAGGGCGGGGGUCCGGAGUGGGCCGACCCCCGCAGCGCCCUGGGUUUGCGGGCCCAGAGGCUGGAGGCAGCGAGGAACUAGGGUCCUUCACCCUCGUCGCAUGCCUCCCCAGGAGUCGGCGUCCCAGUUCCCCGCGAUGGCCGCGGGCCGCUGCCGUACAGAGCCGUUGCGCGGACCCCGGGGCGCCCCUUCCUAGCCGGGCGCAGCUCUUUCUUGUCCGCCGCCGGGCCAGCGGGAUGGGGGGCGGAGGGUCGGUCCUGAAAGUCUGCGCCGACCACCGCGGGGGCAUCAACUGGCUGAGCCUGAGCCCCGACGGGCAGCGCCUGCUGACGGGCAGCGAGGACGGCACGGCCCGGCUCUGGAGCACCGCCGACGGCCAGUGCUGCGCGCUCCUGCAAGGACACGAAAGCUACGUGACCUUCUGCCAGCUGGAGGAUGAGGCUGCCUUCACAUGCAGCGCCGACUGCACCAUCAGGAGGUGGGACGUGCUCACCGGGCAGUGUCUGCAGGUGUACCGAGGACACACGUCCAUUGUGAACAGGAUCCUGGUUGCCAACAACCAGCUCUUCAGCAGCUCCUACGACCGGACAGCUCGGGUCUGGAGCGUGGACAAGGGACAGAUGACCCGAGAGUUCCGGGGCCACCGAAACUGUGUGCUGCCUCUAGCCUACUCUGCCCCGUGGGACCUCCCCAGCGCUCCCUGCGUGGAGGAGGCCGUGGCCGGGGGGCUCCUGGUGACCGGCAGCACGGACGGCACGGCCAAGGUGUGGCAGGUGGCCAGCGGCUGCUGCCACCAGACACUGCGGGGCCACACGGGCGCAGUGCUGUGCCUGGUGCUGGACACACCCGGCCACACGGCCUUCACGGGUAGCACCGAUGCCACCAUCCGUGCCUGGGACAUCCUGAGCGGGGAGCAGCUGCGGGUGUUCCGGGAGCACCAGGGCUCCGUCAUCUGUCUGGAGCUGGUGAACCGACUCGUGUACUCUGGCAGCGCGGACAGGACCGUCAAGUGCUGGCUGGCAGACACGGGGGAGUGUGUGCGCACAUUCACGGCCCACAGACGCAACGUGAGCGCCCUCAAGUACCACGCGGGCACCUUGUUCACGGGCAGCGGGGACGCUUGCGCCCGGGCCUUCGACGCGCAGUCUGGAGAGCUGCGGAGGGUGUUCCGAGGCCACACAUUCAUCAUCAACUGCAUCCAGGUGCACGGCCAGGUGCUCUACACCGCCUCGCACGACGGCGCCCUGCGCCUCUGGGACGUGCGCGGGCUCCGAGGUGCCCCGCGGCCCCCUCCGCCCACGCGCAGCCUCUCACGCCUCUUCAGCAACAAGGUGCCAGGAGAGAAGCUGCAGGUGACAGUGUCUGCCGUGAAGAGCUCAUCAUCUCGCUGCAGAGAGAAGCAUCUGCUGCAGGAGCAGCCCCUUCAAGUGGAGCAGCCCUUUCAGUAUCAUCCAUUUAAGAAGAAUGACAAGAAGUUUCCCAUCAGUCCAAACUGGACCACCCACGCUUUAUGAAAAGGUUAGAGCAUUUCAGCCGGUCCCACAUGACCCAUCCGUCUUCAGUCAGUGCCUUCUGGAAGGGAGGAAAAGUCUUGGAUCACCUGGAGCUCAAUCCACUCGGCAUGUGGCUGCUGCUGCAGUCCUGGUGCUGGAAGGAGCCCCCACUGGGUGCACAUCUACAGAGGAGUACGUGGCGCAGUGAGGACGGUUACUGCUGGAGCCGACACACAGCGAACUACAUACUUUUAGAAAGAGCCUCUGUCACAUGGAUAGAACAACAAAACCCCCACAAAAACCUGGAGAAAAUAUAUCUAAGCCUCUGAUAGAUCUCUUAGCUAGCAGUGAGUUCAGUAUGACAGCACAGCGUCUACAAAUAUUAAUUAAAAAUAAAUUGCUUUGGUUAGCAUUUAAACCUUUCCCAUUCAGUAAAAGAUUUCUGUAAUGAGGAAUGCUGAACAUAUAUAAAGUCUGACACUCAAUCUUGAAUUUCCAGGGCGUGUUUUACUGAACUAAGAGCAUCAAACACUGGCGCCCCAGGCUGAAGGCAUCUGCUGCGACCUGGUGUGGCCCCCAAGGCCAGCGCCUCAUCACUAUGCCCCACAGCACUUGGAAGGAAGACUUAAAGGAUUAUUUGAGGGGCAGGGGAAGGGUGGCACAGGAACCCAUGGGGCACCCUGGCAGAGAUGGCAGCGUGGGAAGCAGGAAGGCCAUGGGCAGUGGGUACAUGAGGCAGGCAAGCCAGGCAGAUGGAGCCAUAGCUGGAGAGGAAGUGGUUGGGAUGCCCUUCCCAGGACCCUGCCCCGGACACCUUCCCCAGGAUCCCUGUUCUGCAGGACCUCUGUUCCUUCCCAUUUCAGGGUAGAACACCAAGCUAGGGAAGGGGUUAGGGAGGCAGACCCGGGAGGCAGAUGGAACGACCUGCACCAGGCCAGAGGAAGCUUAUUCCCCGAGACCACGCAUGAAGGCCCUGGGACCCCUCCUGGCCUUGUCCCCUGCCCGCCCCCUCC
Chlorocebus sabaeus (green monkey) is the source of this 3189-nucleotide messenger RNA. RefSeq names its product WD repeat domain 86 (gene WDR86). Gene Ontology annotation, molecular function: protein binding. The record is from RefSeq and is a predicted model, not a curated record. NCBI's taxonomy places the organism in Eukaryota, Metazoa, Chordata, Mammalia, Primates, Cercopithecidae.